This is a messenger RNA of Carassius carassius (crucian carp), 1443 nucleotides long. RefSeq names its product NFU1 iron-sulfur cluster scaffold homolog, mitochondrial-like. Gene Ontology annotation, biological process: iron-sulfur cluster assembly. Gene Ontology annotation, molecular function: iron-sulfur cluster binding; iron ion binding. The transcript is spliced from 8 exons. NCBI's taxonomy places the organism in Eukaryota, Metazoa, Chordata, Actinopteri, Cypriniformes, Cyprinidae. Gene Ontology annotation, cellular component: mitochondrion. The record is from RefSeq and is a predicted model, not a curated record. Bases 145 to 915 code for a protein of 256 amino acids.
GUUCGUACUCAUUUCGACACAUAUUUGUAUAAACACUAUAUAUAUUUUAAUUACAUGCACUAUUAAUUUAACAUACAAACAGGCGUAUUUUUCAGCAGGAGAAUUAUUGUCCGCUUCGGGGUCCUAAAUUUCAAAACAAUCGAAAUGGCGGCGUCUGUAAGAUGGAGUCUGUUGCGCUUCAUGUGCUCACAUCAUUUGAGAUUGCCUGUAAAUGACAGAAAUCAGUGUUAUUCAGUGUGGUCUGCCCACAGAAUACAGUCUCAACAGUAUGAAUGCAAGCCAUUCUCAGUGCGAAACCUUUCAGUUUUAACUCAAGACACACCAAACCCCAGAAGUCUGAAGUUUCUUCCUGGUAAACCUGUUCUGGGGAUGGGGACUCGAGAUUUCCCAACAUCAAACUCGGCUGAAAGUUUCCCUUUAGCCAGGGAUCUUUUUCAAAUUGAAGGCAUAAAAAGUGUCUUUUAUGGCCCAGAUUUUAUCACAUUGACUAAGACAGACGAUGAUGUUGAAUGGACAGACAUUAAGCGACAUGCGAUUGAUGUCAUUACUAAGUUCUUUGAGAGCGGAGAGGCCAUCACAACAGGAGCAACUCACGCUGAGAGCAGUGUUACAGAAGAUGAUGAUGAAGUUGUCUUAAUGAUAAAGGAACUUUUAGACACACGGAUCAGACCCACGGUUCAGGAGGAUGGUGGAGAUGUUAUAUUCAAAGGCUUUGAGGAUGGCACAGUGAAGCUGAAGCUGGUUGGCUCCUGUACAGGAUGUCCCAGCUCCACAGUUACCCUAAAAAAUGGCAUCCAGAACAUGCUGCAGUUUUAUAUUCCUGAGGUGGACAUGGUAGAACAGGUUGAGGAUGAAGUGGAUGAGAUCAACAUGAAAGUGUUUACAGAACUGGACAAGACACUGCAAGACUCAUAGUAUGAGAUCCAGCUCUGAAGGACACACAAUUCAAUUGGCUAUUGUUGUCAUAAUUCUAGUGGGAUUCACACACUCCAUAAGAAUGCUGUACAUUAAAGUUGCAGAAUCUAGAAUAUAGUGUAAUAUUUAACCAAGCUCAAAGUUGUAAGUUUUUCUGUUUUUAAUAUGAACUCAUAUGCAAGUGCACUCAUUGAGUUACAAGGAGUCUUAACUAGUUUGCUACUUGUCUGACAGAAAAGGUUAACUUGAAGACGGUUAUGCUUUUAAUUGCAAUGUUCAUUGAACACUGCAAUUUCAUCUAGACGUCUGGUGAGUGCAGUAUUUAAGGGGGAGUUCUUUUAUAGCAUGAAUACAGUGCUGGUAUCCUGAUGCAUUAUUAAACCUGAAAUGAUCAGUUGAAGGAAUGCAGAUCUUUCAGAGGCUUUGAGAAUGUGGUCAGUUGUGAAAAUCUGUAUUCAUGAUCAUCUACGGCUGCCAUCCAGAAGUUCUGGAGGACCUGUGAUGAAAUAAACAGUUGUGUAUAAAUUA